Melitaea cinxia (Glanville fritillary) is the source of this 1713-nucleotide messenger RNA. RefSeq lists its product as uncharacterized. NCBI's taxonomy places the organism in Eukaryota, Metazoa, Arthropoda, Insecta, Lepidoptera, Nymphalidae. The record is from RefSeq and is a predicted model, not a curated record. The coding region runs from base 110 to 1615 and encodes 501 amino acids. The transcript is spliced from 6 exons.
UCGACCGACCCGUCGACUUUUAUUUUUAUUUUAUUUUUUUUGUUUUAUACAUUCAUUUAUGUACAAGUGCUUGAAUAAUUGGCGAACGAUAUAAAAUACCUAGCUAAAUAUGGCAGCUAAAAAGAAGAAUUUAGAUGUAUAUUUGAGUGAAAUAUUUAAGCAGUUUAUUGCUUUAAAAGAAAAUGACUUAAAAAGAUCACAGGAAGUGUUUAAAAGUGUCUUCGAAUCCUUUAAACAAAAGAUGGGUGAACAAUGCAACUAUUUUAAUAAAUAUGCUAGCCAGGUACUAUAUGCAGGCAGUGUCUACGAUGGUAUAAAAGUGAGUAAGCUCGAUGAAUUCGAUAUGGACAUAGUAAUUCGGCUUCCCAUCAACUACGACGACGGCGAAAAUGGCAUCAUCAUAGAAAACGACGAACCCGGUUUUGUAAAACUAAAAAUUAUUAAAGCAUUCGACAAUUUGGACAAACAAAAGGAAUGGGAAACAUGUCAUAAAGUAACUCGGGAUUGGCGUGAUUCAGACAAGUACUUGUUACAAAAUAAAUUUCGGCAAUGGUUGCAUAAAAUAGUUCAGAGGACCCUUAACGAACUCGACGGGAAGAUAACGGUUCUAGGAGUCACGUACUUGAUGAAGUUCAAAGCCUCGGGACCAGCUUACACUCUAAAUAUAAGGAAUGUUGACGGCGAUGAAGAUUUUCUAUUAGAUGUAGACCUUGUUCCUGUUAUUAAGUUCAUGCUGCCAAGAUGGCCAGAAGGCUACAGAACCGUCGAAAACAGUCAAAUAAAGGAGUGGUUAGUGGUACCGAAACCGAACAAGGCGAUUCAAGAUGAAGCUCAGAAGAAUCGCUUGUGGAGGCUUUCGUUUCAGGAUUACGAGCGGGACAUGAUAAAGGGCUGCCAGCAGUUGAAGACUACCAUACGUUUGAUAAAAAAAUUACGUGAUUCGUUAGGUAUGAAAGCCAUCGCAAGUUAUUAUAUCAAGACGCUAUUUAUGUGGAAGGUGGAAGCAAACGAUAAGAAAUACUGGCAGAAAAAAAUCAGCGUCCACUUUCGCGAAAUGGUCGAAGAACUUUACAAAGCGGUCAACAAUGGAAAAAUACCAUAUUUCUGGAACGAAAACAACAAUUUAAUACAAGGAGUGAGACCGUCACUACUACAGUUAUAUGCAAAGAAAUUAAAAGAAGUACUCGACAGUAUCGAUUCGAACGAUGUCGAGAAAACGGCAUUCUUUCUCUUAAAUACGGAAGAGAUAAAUGAGUUUAAAAAUUCCGAAUUUUACAAAACACAAGAAGCUAAUAAUAUUAAUAACGUCAGCCGGCAAGCGUCAAUUGUAAGUACAAGCAGUUUGCCGAGUGAAGUUGAAUCUCCAAAACCAGAAAAGUCUAAAGACGAUAAUUUAUUGAACAUUGUAAAAAGUCUUAUGGGGAAAGUCGAUCGCUUGACAAUGAAAGUCGAUCAACUGGAAGAGAAGGUUUUUGAACUUGAAAAGGAAAAGCAGGGAAAUAAGUGUAUAAAAUGUUCUAUACCUGACGAUGGAAGUUUAAAAGAACCAUCUGGCGAAAAAACUACAACAAACAGAGAAUCCGAAAACGCAAUAUCAGAUUUACUGAUACUUUAAACAUGUUUACCGCAAAUGUAAAAGCGAAAAUUCUUAAAAUAAUGCGUUAGUGCAACAUUCAAUAUUGUGGAACAAGCUUGACAACUUUUGGAGAUCUC